AUGGAGGUUCUUGUGAAGCGGACGGGGUCACUUCAAUUCACGGAGCAUGGACAACUGAAGUACUUUGGCACCACUUCCAAUGUGCACUUUCUGAAAACUGCAAUCCCAUUCCAACCAACCUUACAAGGAGGCAGAUAUGAUGAGACGCCUGAAAUGUGGCUUGAACGAGCUGGUUUGGGUCAGAUUGUCCCUCGCGAGAUGGAGGACCAUCUAAUCAAGUUAUACUUCACGUGGGAAAACCCGUACUUCAAUGUAGUAGACCAGAAAGCUUUUAUGGACGCUCGAACGAAGGCAAUCGCCGAUCGUGAGGCUGGGAAGGUUACCAAAUCAUCCUGUUACUCGGAAUUGCUUGUCAAUGCUAUGUGCUCAUGGGGAGCGCUCUUUACAGAUCGAGACGCCCUUCAGAACUCGGUCUCGCUCCACGACCUGUUCAUACUCCGAGCCCGAGCUUUGCUAGAUCGUGAUAUCGACAACCCAACAAUUGCAACUGUUCAAGCGCUAGCUAUGAUGAGCGGUAGUGAAGCAAGUAAAGGUCGAGAUUCUCGAGGUUGGCUCUAUGAUGGUAUGGCAGCACAGCUGGCUCAUCAUCUCGGUUUACACCUUGAUGUGGAGCAUUACGUCCAGUCAAACGACAUAUCUCGCGAAGAGGCUAACGCGCGAAGCACGGCCUUCUGGGGAACAUAUAUCAUCAACACCGCAUGGAGCUACUACCUCGGACGACUGUCAAUCCCUAUAUCGGGUGCCAGCCGUAUACCGGUUCGCAAGCCUACUGGAAAUUAUCCUCGGUCCCCCUUGUACUGGGAAAACUAUACGGAUCAGCACAUGUUUGGUUUGACUCGAUAUGUUGAACCACUGCCAGCCAUGUGGGAGCACCAAAUAAGACUCUGUUACAUAAUGGAACGUCUUCAAAAGGCAUUUUACGAUAAGAAGACGGGCUCCAUAUCUCAGUUACGGGCGCACACGUCCUCGGUAACUAGUGCCCUUGAUGCGUGGCUUUUGGACCUCCCCCUUGAGCUCGUUAUCGAUACUGAGAAUACAUCUGCGAUCUACUUGCCACAUGUCUUAGUCCUACAUGCACAAUUUCAUGAGGCUAUGAUUUUCGCCAAUCACCCCUUCAUCACCUCGAAAAUCUCAUGGACGGACUCGCGUCGCAGAUAUCUAGAGGCUGCUAAGACAACUACCAGAAUUAUAGCAACUUACAAACGGCUGUGGUCACUCAGACGCAUUAAUAUCCAGGGAAUUCACCCAAUGUUUACCGCAGCCAUGGUUCAUUUGUAUAUUGCUUGCACCUCCAAAGGUCACGAAGAAUUCAACGUGGCGAUCUCGGACCUCGAUAUUUGCUGUGAAGCUAUGAAAGAUGCAUCCAAGGCAUUUGACCUAGCGGCUUGGCAGCUCCGCUCUGUACACCGUGUGUGUCAGAUCUGGUACGAUAUGCUGGAAGAUCAGAGUCUUGAAUUGACAGCGGAGGUUGUUGGUCGGCUCCGAAAGACUGAGCGAUGGAGGGCGAUCCAGCAUGUUAUCCAAAGGUCUAUGGUGUGGACGGCUUUUGACCCGGCUGUUGAAGAGCAGAAUCCUUGGUUCAGUAGUUGGAUGGAAAUGCAAGAAAUGGCGGGUGUAGACCCAUUCUCAGUCGGGUCUGCUUAG
Messenger RNA from Penicillium cataractarum, 1644 nucleotides. Its product is annotated as fungal specific transcription factor domain-containing protein. NCBI's taxonomy places the organism in Eukaryota, Fungi, Ascomycota, Eurotiomycetes, Eurotiales, Aspergillaceae. Gene Ontology annotation, molecular function: DNA binding; zinc ion binding. Gene Ontology annotation, biological process: DNA-templated transcription. The record is from RefSeq and is a predicted model, not a curated record. The transcript has 3 exons. The coding region runs from base 1 to 1644 and encodes 547 amino acids.